UAAGAAAUGCAUCUUUAAAAAAGAUGUUUGAAAGAAUUAACCUGGAAAUUGUCUGGGCUUUGUGUUCUUUGUGAGGGGAGAAUUCUCCCUUCCCCCAGAGAAUUUUGGUUGCUUCUUAUUUUUAGAAUUUAUUUGAAAAACAGAGAGAUGCAUACAGACAGAGGAGAUCUUCAAUCUGCUGGCUCACUCCCCAGGUGCUUGCAAAUCUGGGACUGGGCCCGGUUGAAGCCAGGAGCUGGGUACUCAAGACUAUCUCCCUGGGGCAGGGUCAUCCCCUGCUGUCUCCCAUGGUGCCCAUCAGCAGGGAGCUGGAAUAUGGAAGCAGAGCUGGGACUUGAACCCAAGGACUCUGAUAUGGAAUGCCAGUGUCCCAAGCGCUAUUAUAAACAGGCUGCCCAACGCCUACCCUCAUGCUCUGUGUUUAAGUGGAAGAGCAUUUGUUCAUUUGGAAACUGAACAGGAAGGAUAGGGAAUCAAAGCAACGCAGGUGCCUGAGUGCAGACACACAGAAGCCAGGGGCCGUUUUUGUACUGCGAUGGUGAUGGUGACAACUUCCCAGGGCAGGCACCAAAUCCUGGAGGAGACGUGGUCUCGGGGCAUGGAUUGCUGCAGGGUGCUGGUCCUCGGCCUAUGCUUUCUGACUUUUCAGGGCGGGACAGCAGGGACAUCACCAGAAGAAAUUCAGAACCAGAUGCUCAGGAUGGAGAAGAUGAAGCUGGCUAGGAGGCAGAACUUGGCUCGUGCUGUGCAGGUGCACAAUCUGGAGCAGAUGCUGCUGAAUGCCAGCUUUCUGGGCCACAACCUGACCCUGCAGACCACCACCAUCCAGUCCCUGGUCUUCAAGCUCAACUGUGACUUUGCUGGCUUCUCACUGAGCAGCGCCACUUCAGGGCAGGUCCACCAGGUGCGGCCGGAGCACACCAUGCAGUUCCCUGCUGAGCUGACCACGGACGCCUGCAAGAGCCGCCCCACGGAGCUAAGGCUCAUCUGUGUCUACUUCCUCACGCCCUACUUCUUCCAGGACAAUGCCAGCUCUGCCCUGCUCAACGGCUACGUCCUGGGGGCCCAGCUGGACAACACGUCCGUGAACAACCUUCGGGAGCCCGUCAACAUCAGCUUCUGGCACAACCACAGCCUGGAAGGCCACACAGUGACCUGUGUCUUCUGGAAGGAGGCAGCCAGCCAGCAGCCCUGGGGGGCCUGGAGUGCAGACGGCUGCCGCACAGAGCAACCCUUGCCUUCUCGGGUGCUGUGCCGGUGCCACCACCUCACCUACUUCGCAGUCCUCAUGCAGCUUUCCCAAGCCCCAGUCCCCAUGGAGCUGCUGGCGCCUCUCACCUCCAUCUCUGUCGUGGGCUGCAGUUUCUCUGUGGUGGCGUCGCUGCUCACACUCCUGCUGCACCUGCACUCCAGGAAGCCAAGCGACUCCACGACACGCAUCCACAUGAACCUGCAUACCGCCGUGCUGCUCCUCAAUGUGGCCUUCCUGCUGAGCCCUGUGCUGGCUGACGGGCCCAGAGCCGUGUGCACGGCGUUGGCUGCUGGCCUCCACUACGCCCUGCUCAGCUGCCUCACCUGGGUGGCCAUCGAAGGCUUCAACCUCUGCCUGCUGCUCGGGCGUGUGUACAACGUCUACGUCCGCAGAUACGUGCUCAAGCUGUGCACACUGGGCUGGGGGGUCCCGGCCCUGCUGGUGUUGCUGCUCCUGGCUGUGGAUAGCUCUGUGUACGGACCCCGGAGGAUCCCUGUCUCCGACAGCCGCCUGAAUGACACAGGCUCCAAGAACGCGUCCCUGUGCUGGGUGCGGAGCCCAACGGUUCACAGUGUCCUGGUCAUGGGCUAUGGUGGCCUCACGUCCUUGUUUAAUCUGGGGGUGCUGGCCUGGGCCCUGUGGACUGUGCGCAGGCUGCGGGCACGGGAGAAGGUGCCAGGCUCCCAGACCUGCCGCAACACCAUCCUGGUGCUGGGCCUCACGGUGCUGCUGGGCACCACCUGGGCCCUGGCCUUCUUUUCCUUCGGUGUUUUGCUUAUGCCACAGCUCUUCCUCUUCACCAUCUUCAACUCGCUCUAUGGUUUUUUUCUUUUCAUCUGGUUCUGCUCUCAGAGAUGCCAUUCCAAGGCAGUGGCCAAGGCAGACAUGGCGGCCCCCAGCUCCUCCCAGAUGGUGCAGUAGCCUGGCCUCCCUGGCUGCCAGCAGAGGGAGGCAAGGGCUGCCACUGGACACCAGCAUCACUGUGCCCCCCAGGGCCGCCUCUACUUCCCCUUGUGCCUUAAGUGCAGAGGACAUACGUGGUUCUUCCUCCCCCAAUAGUUGGCUCUGGGAUGGGUCAGCCCAGAUGCUGGCAGCGGAUCCCCAGCUGAUCUCGCUGCAUGAUCUGCAUCUGCCAGGGGAGGGGUUACCACUAGCCUGCCCUGGCCUCCUCGUCUGGCCCUGCUUACCCUUCUCAUUGGGGUCGUCGAUGUCACCCUGGGCCCAGGACCCUUGCCCAGCACUGAAACCCACCUGGUGUCAACGCUGCUCUUGACCUUACACAGCUUGCCAGUGCUUUCACAGGAUGGACACCAGGGGGCGCAGUAUCCUGUGCCCAGAGGCCACGGGUGCUACUGCAGGGCAAUGGGGUGCUUCCUGUUUAUGGAGAUGACGCCCCAGGCCGAGACCACAAUGCCAUGAAGACUGGGACUGCUGGGAACCCAGCAGGAAGGAAGGCUGGCCCUUGGUGACUCCACUGUUGCAACUGCUCCUGAGGGCUGUGCUGUGGGGCAGCCUCUU
Molecule: messenger RNA, 2770 nt
Organism: Ochotona princeps (American pika)
Lineage: Eukaryota; Metazoa; Chordata; Mammalia; Lagomorpha; Ochotonidae
Gene: ADGRG5
Product: adhesion G protein-coupled receptor G5
Exons: 11
Coding region: 536-2173 (545 amino acids)
Biological process (GO): adenylate cyclase-activating G protein-coupled receptor signaling pathway; cell surface receptor signaling pathway
Cellular component (GO): membrane
Molecular function (GO): G protein-coupled receptor activity
Source: RefSeq, a predicted model, not a curated record